Molecule: messenger RNA, 1485 nt
Organism: Purpureocillium takamizusanense
Lineage: Eukaryota; Fungi; Ascomycota; Sordariomycetes; Hypocreales; Ophiocordycipitaceae
Exons: 2
Coding region: 120-1256 (378 amino acids)
Cellular component (GO): endoplasmic reticulum
Source: RefSeq, a predicted model, not a curated record
CUCCAGCUGAGAGAGGGUGCCUACGAUUGAAGUACGUGGAUCGUGCUUCGCCUGGUGACGUUGGAAGCUCCCUCAACGACGCACGCAACGCACCACAGCUUCGCGAGUCCGCCACCAUCAUGAAGCUCUCCGCCGGGCUGCUCGCAGCCUUUGCUGGCUGUGCCGUAGCUGCACAGCCCGCCGCCGAGGUGUUCCUUGUGCCGACGCGCUCGGCGCCAUCGUCCAAGACGCCGUCCAUGUCGCGCAGCCUCGCCCGCCUCGUCCUGCUGCAGCGCCUGGCCCCGAUCGGCCAGGGCCCGUCCAUCCACGACAUCCCCACGGACGCCGAUGUCGAUGCCGCCGUCUCCGCGAUGAACACGUUCGGCAAGCCGCCGCCCGCCCUCUUCGCCGACGGUGCUAGCGAGCCGCCCAGCCAGCUCGUCAUGAUGCUGGAGGGCAUGACGGAGGAGCAAAUUCAAAGCCUGGGGCGCCAAUUCAAGACGAAGCCCGCGUUCACAAUUGCCGACCCGCCGUCGUCAAAUGCUCACGACGAGCUCAUCAGAAUCGACCUUGGCCGCCCGGGCGUGUCCAACGACAACAAAUGCACUGUUCAGCAGGUUGUUAACCCCCUUGAAGAGUGCUGGGGCGGCAAGCAGGCUGCCGUUGCCAAAUUCGAUGUCAAGAAGGAUCCCGACGUUCUCAAGCAACUCAUCCAGAAGCUUGCGCAGUUGUCUAAGCUUGCCAAAGCCGGCGAGCUCGAGACGGCCAUCAUUCUCUUGCCAUCAACCGCGACGUCCAAGUCGUGGGCCGACCAGUCGCAGGAACUGCGCCGGCGACAGGCCGAGCAGGUUAUGACUUCGCUCGACAAGUCAGUGCAGUCACCGGCGCCGUCUUCGCCUGCUGGGCAGAGCACCAUUUUCACGGCCAAGGGCCCGAUUGCGGCGUGCUUCAACUCCAAAGAUAGCUGCAUCAAGGCGACGGGGAACUGCUCGGAGCACGGGUCGUGCCUCAACAAGUACGCCAACGGGGACGGCACUGAUGGAAAGGAGGUGUGCUACGCAUGCCACUGCCUGAGCACGCGCAGCGACUCGGGCAGCCUGACGCACUGGGCAGGCCCGACGUGCGCCAAGUCGGACAUUAGCGCGCCUUUCUGGUUGUUCGCAGGGUUCACACUGGCCAUUGUGUGGAUUCUGUGGAUGUCUAUUUCGAUGCUCUUCAACGUGGGCGAGGAGAAGCUGCCGGGCGUGAUUGGAGCGGGCGUAUCGAGGUCCAAGUAGACGCGACACGAUGGGAGCGCGAGAGUUGAACGGGGCUACAACAGGCGGCAGCUUUGGGAGGCUUCUACUAUUGCCGCGAGCCAGGCACGGGAAUGUAGCAUAUGGUGUAUUGAUACAUGGCGUCGUUUUGCAGUCGGUCAGUUAUUAUGUUGCCCUUGGUACGAAGCACAUGUAGAUGCUGCAGUCAACUGCAGAGCUCAUGAAGAGAAAUUCAAAUUGGUCCACGCUC